Messenger RNA from Anopheles aquasalis, 2496 nucleotides. RefSeq lists its product as uncharacterized. The record is from RefSeq and is a predicted model, not a curated record. NCBI's taxonomy places the organism in Eukaryota, Metazoa, Arthropoda, Insecta, Diptera, Culicidae.
AACCCAAAUGUGUCCCGUGGUAUGACUUCUUCUUUUUUGUUUUCUUUUUUUUUUAAAUUCAAUUAUAGAGGAUUGGUUUGGUAUUUUCGAGUCCAAAAACAGGUCCGUUUUGGACGAUUUUUGGUGACGUAACCAUGCAAUUUUAUUUUGUCAAUUAGAUGGCGUAUUGUUCUACAACUUUUGAAGAAUAUUUGGUAUUGUUUUGAGCAACAUUCAUUGAAAAGUUAAUCCGUGGCGUCAAAUUUUGUUAGGCGUGUCGACGCAAAGGUACUUUUUACGGUGCGCAUCGUAGCAGCGUGAAGGGUCACCAGAAACAUACAAACCGAUACUCUUUUGAAAGAUUAUAAGAUUAUCUAGGUAGCAUCGUUGAGAUUUUGUUGAUAUUCCUAUUUUUCGAUUUUUGGUAGAUUAUUGAAGUUGAAAAAGUGAUGCUUUUGACGAUUUUGCCAUAAAAAACGAGCUUUACAUAAUUGUUAACAAAAAAGUAUCAACAAUUUUCAUGAUUUCUCUACGGGACUACCUAGCAAAAAGUGUACAGAUUAUGUGUUGAAAAUUUCAAAUCGAUCGGUCAAGUAGUUUUUACGGUACGAUCGCGAAAACGUUGGUUUUUUUUGGAAAAUGCUCUUCAAAGUAGCAAGCUGCAUGGAGCCUUGUAUGAAACAUGGAUUUUCAAAAAUCAGUAUCUUUGUCAGUUUUGCUUCGAUUGAUCCAAAAAUUGUACACAAUACUCUUGAAAGGAUCAGCUUUUAGGGAAAAAUGUUUAAAAACAUGUGUCACAAAACAAAAUUAAAUACCAAAGUCCCCCUUAAUAGAGGUUGGGUAUGACUUCUAAUAAAGCCUUAAAGACAGAGAGAGAAAGAAAAAACAAAAAAAAAAACCCCCAAAAGAGUCAGUGUUUGUGCGUGCGUCUGUAUGUGCAGUGAUGUGUACAUGUGUGGAUUGAAAGUCAAGCGAUCGUUUGGAGUGCUACAACGAACGGUCGAUCGGUCAGUCGGCAGUCAUGGUGUCUCUCAGUAAGCUGUUCGAUCGAGUGGCUCAGGGCCGAACCUGUCGUGACCUUUGGCAUCCCCAGUUCGAUAGCUGUGCGAGGUACAAUGUGCACCUCUGGCGAACGAUCAUGCCGGGUAGCUUCAAGCUGUACCUGCCGUUUUUGAUUCUACCACCGUUGGUAAAACUGAACGAGUUGACGUCGCGAUACCUGCUCGAACACACGCUACAAUAUGCUUACAUCUCGGUUUGCACCUACGUGCAGGCAUCUCUAUCGCUCUCGUCCCAGUGUGCCCUCUACAAUCUACUGAACCGCCUGAACUACUGGUGCAUUAUGUUUUGGCCCUGUCUCCUGGGGGUAGCAGUGGGGCCUCCGUUGCCAAAGACACUGCUCCGGCUACAGGCAAUCACCUUUUUCAACAUGGUAAGCAGGAUGGCGCUCCGGAUUCGUAGCAGUAGGAUUGCUACAGAAACGCAACUCUCUCUCGAUCGACAGGGCAUGGAAGCUGCUGUACGGAAAAGCACUUCACCGCUGCUCCAAGCAUUGCGGCGAUCCAAGGCGUUCGCCACGGCCAGCUUCAUGCUGUUCAGUGGCAUCAUCAUUACCUGUGCCAGCCAGGGUGUGGUGAAACAGUUAUGGCUAAUCAAUCCGGACGACGAGAACGGGAGGCGCAGGACUUGUGCGCAUUCUAAACCCUGCUGGCACCAUUUGCUGGACGGAAUGCUAAAGUAUGGCACGGUUGGCUUGAUCCUGGAGGCAGGACGGACUGUUUUGCGUAACUCCUCGCUGCUGCUGCUGAACGGUCGCCGGGUGUCCCAGUUUGGUCGGGCCAUGCUUGCCUCGUGGAAUCUUCGGCUUGGCAUGUUUCUCGCUUUCUAUAUUGGCCUCUACCGAAGCGUUAGUUGUGUGCUGCGGCGCAAGAACGCCACCGGAAGCCACACGUGCCACGCAGCCAUUGCGGGGUGUCUUGCCGGCAUAUCCUACUAUCUGUAUCCAACGUACCAGAUCUACACCCUCGCACUGACCAAAGCCAUCGAGUUCGGGUGGGAAUAUUACUAUACCGAGCGGUCCGGGGCGGGCCAUGCCGGGCUAACCGGUAUGCUGGCACUCCUGCACCGCCUGCCGAUGCUCCGUCUGGUGCAAAUGUUUUCGUUUGGCUACCUUGGACAUAUCUACGCCUUCUAUCCGCAUGUUUCACCCGUGUUCCACCAGAAGGCGAUGGACGUGUGCUCGGGUAAUCUUACCCUACACAUGAAAAAGCGUCUCUUGGCGUGGUUGGCCAAUGUUGGGCCGAACAUAUGCGCCGGGUAGCCGGGACGCCUAGCUAGAGGCAUAAAAGGUUUGUGUUCACGGACUUCAUGGUUAUUGGUGGGCAAAAGGGAACACAUAAUCCAUCAGCGGAUCGUCAGGUAAUGAACGGGUGAAUGUGUAACGGAAAGAUUGCGUUUUUUUCCCCCAUGUUGCAUGUGUUGUUGCAGAUUUUGUUUCCAUAAAACGACCAAUGUUCA